This is a messenger RNA of Protopolystoma xenopodis, 579 nucleotides long. The record is from the annotation of a GenBank genome assembly. Lineage: Eukaryota; Metazoa; Platyhelminthes; Monogenea; Polystomatidea; Polystomatidae.
UCCAGCUUAUUACGCUCCGACGGCCUUCGGUUCAAUUUACUUUGUGAUAUGUUCCGAAACACUUUUCAAAGUGGAUUUCUAUCUAUACUUUUUAGUAUAGGCAGCAAGCCUUUACAAAUAUGGAACAAGGAGGUUAAAAAUGGGCAUAUAAAAAGAAUAACAGAUAACGACAUACAAUCUUUAGUUCUAGAGGUUAUGGGUACAAAUGUUAGUACAACAUUUAUUACAUGUCCUCAUGAUCCCAAAAUUACUUUGGGUAUUAAAUUGCCAUUCCUAGUAAUGAUAAUUAAAAAUUUACGAAAAUAUUUUACAUUUGAAGUUCAGAUUCUUGACGAUAAAAAUGUUAAAAGAAGAUUUCGUGCGAGUAAUUAUCAGAGCACAACUCGAGUGAAGCCAUUCAUUUGCACAAUGCCAAUGAGGCUCGAUGAGGGAUGGAAUCAAAUCCAGUUUAAUUUAUCUGAUUUUACAAGAAGAGCGUACGGAACAAAUUAUAUUGAGACACUUAGGGUUCAAGUAAGCUGUGAUAAUUUGAUUCGCUUGCCUAGUGACGAUGUUUAUCAAUUGUUGUUUCUGAUUUAG